AUGUCUACCGUCAUCCGCCGUUUCAUCUCUUACGUUGGAAAGUGCUCACUGAGCGACUUUAAGAACCCAACCCAUGCAACCCUGGUUGACACCUAUUGCAAUGACCAGGAGAAACGAGACCCUCGCAUCAAAUAUGCCAGCAUUGAAGGGACGGAGUUUCAUCAAUCUCACAAAAGACCGGACCGAUCCGAAGCAGGUGCUCUCCAUUAA
Monascus purpureus is the source of this 210-nucleotide messenger RNA. Lineage: Eukaryota; Fungi; Ascomycota; Eurotiomycetes; Eurotiales; Aspergillaceae. The record is from the annotation of a GenBank genome assembly.